Molecule: messenger RNA, 756 nt
Organism: Brassica napus (rape)
Lineage: Eukaryota; Viridiplantae; Streptophyta; Magnoliopsida; Brassicales; Brassicaceae
Exons: 5
Coding region: 1-756 (251 amino acids)
Source: RefSeq, a predicted model, not a curated record
AUGGAACCAGACUGGCACUGGAGCACGCACCUGAAUGGCCAUUCUUUCUGGACCAUCGCAGAGAAUGCUUCUGACUCUUGGGCAUGGAGAAAGCUGCUGGACCUGAGACCUCUUGCGCUUCAGUUUAGUAAAACAAGGCUGGGUAACGGUCUCACAGCAAGCUUCUGGUCCGAUCAGUGGACUCCCAUUGUCUCACAGCAAGCUUCUGGUCCGAACAGAUGCUAUAGCAGGAUCACAUUGGACCCUUACACAUCCACGUCUUCCACAACGUGGGAAGUGCUCAUGUCGCGUCAACAGAUCAAAAAUUGGGUGGAUGUGGUCUGGUUCAAAGGAGCAAUUCCGAAGCAUAGCUUCACUAUGUGGAUCGUAAACUACGACAGGUUGCCUACACGAUCAAGACUUGCAGCAUGGGGAUUACCGGUCUCACCCUCCUGCCCUUUUUACUCCAACUUCGAAGAGAUGAGGGAUCAUCUCAUGCUUUCAUGCGAAUACAUUCAAGAAGUUUGGAGGGAGGUCCUGCUCAGAUGCCAGCCACCAAACACCAUGUUCGUAGACUGGUCAGAGCUCUUGUCCUGGAUCAGAGCUGCAUCUUCUUCCAAACUUUCUCUCCUUAGGAAGCUAGCGGUUCAGACGGUGAUAUACCAUCUAUGGAAGCAGAGAAACAACCUGAGGUAUCCUGGCCCCACAGAAGUGAUCCACACUAGUCACGUGUUGUCACGUGUCGGUUCUCUGUACCUGGCGAUGCCGAAAUUUUAG